This is a messenger RNA of Mercenaria mercenaria, 2581 nucleotides long. RefSeq names its product metal cation symporter ZIP14-like. The transcript is spliced from 8 exons. Gene Ontology annotation, cellular component: membrane. The record is from RefSeq and is a predicted model, not a curated record. The coding region runs from base 77 to 1552 and encodes 491 amino acids. NCBI's taxonomy places the organism in Eukaryota, Metazoa, Mollusca, Bivalvia, Venerida, Veneridae. Gene Ontology annotation, biological process: zinc ion import across plasma membrane; intracellular zinc ion homeostasis. Gene Ontology annotation, molecular function: zinc ion transmembrane transporter activity.
ACGAAAUAUACAUUCACUAAGGAUUUUACCCUCUUCUUGGGAGGAUAAAAGUUUUAAUGUAACUAAAAUUGUUACAAUGGCGGCCAAUGGAUAUGUACAUAAACGUAUUAUAUCUGCGUUUAUUUUACAUGUUUCUCUUUCUUUAGUUAAUUGUAGACUUAUAGACAAUGUUAAUGAAGCAAUAAUUUCAAAUUUCUAUGAUAAUAUCGAAAACAACACUGGAGCCAGGACUGAUGCCAUUGGUACUUAUAUCAAAACAUUUGCUAAGUACCGCAACCAUCAUGACGUGCAAGAAGCGGACAAGUUGGACAUUGAAUGCGCAUUUCCGUCAAAUUUAUCGUCUUGCAAACAGUACCUUAUGGAAGAAUGUCUGAACGUAGAAAAACUUCUGAAUCACUCACUGCUAGAAUCGAAGAGCCAGACGCUUUCCGACUGGUUCCCCUCUUUGAUGUACAAUUUACAUAGUGAAGUCUGUAUAGAUAAGGAACCAGAACCAGAACCGAAACACCACAGAGGGAGGAAAAAGCCGUCUUCAGCCCAAGCAUGGGGAUAUGGUAUUGGGUUCGUGACAUCUAUAUGUUGUGUUUCUAACGUUGGCGGAUUCAUGGCUCCUUUUAUGAAGAAGAACUUCUUUCAAAUGCUGCUAUUGUUCUGUGUAGCUCUAGCUGUUGGUACAUUGGCAGGGACUGGCUUUCUAGUACUCAUUCCAGAGUCAAUGCAUCUAACUGAGGAAGAUUCCCCUGUACCAGAUUACCAUUUCAAGAUGGCGACAGUUAUGGGAGGGGUUUAUUUCUUCUACAUAUCUGAAAGACUACUUAAAAUCUGGUUUUCAAGACCAAAGAAACGAAAGCAAAAGAAGGUAGAUCAAUCAGUCAGAGACAUUGUAAGCGACGUAGUACCAGCUGACGAAAAUGACAAAGCAAAAGCAUCUGUCAAAGAAAAUGGAGACAAGGGACACACUCAUGUAUUGGAGGUUGUUGUUAAUAACGAGAAUACAGACGAGUUGACUGAACUAACAGUUGAGGAGACUGGCAAACUACAGAAAGUGAAACGGAAGCGUAAACUGACCACUGUUGCUCUUAUUAUUAUGAUCGGAGAUGCCCUCCACAACUUCGUCGAUGGCAUAGCCAUUGGUGCAGCUUUUACGGAGAAUACUUACCUCGGAAUCAGCGUUUCAAUUUCAGUGAUUUGCGAGGAGCUUCCGCAUGAAUUAGGUGAUAUUGCUAUAUUGCUUAGUUCUGGAUUAAACAUGAGACGUUCUCUAUGUUAUAAUUUCUUGGCUGCCCUCACCUGUUAUGUCGGACUUGUAAUCGGCAUUCUUCUGGGCGAGAAUACUGAUGCCAACAUGUGGAUAUUUGCUGUUGCUGGUGGAAUGUUUGUGUACAUAUCUCUUGUAGAUAUGGUCCCAGAGAUGAGCGACCAGAUAAAACAAGUCGAAGAAACUAAUCCUGACAGCAAAUGGACGGCCUUAUUUAUACAGAACAUUGGUCUGCUAACUGGAUUCGUCAUUAUUAUGAUGUUGGUCAUGUACGGGGGAAAUAUUAAAGUUUAGCAUUGCUACCAUAAUGCUGCUCAUGUACUGGUGACUAUUACUACAUAUACUGGACAUGCAAUCGCCAAAUAUUGCUUAACGUCUUGCCUGAUGGAUUACAGUCUGACAAUCUUUUUUCUGGAUGGACUACUUUCAUAGCAGCAUCCAUCAGACAAAAUAGUUUUUCCUGUCAUUCACACUCAUCUGUAUCCAGUCUGUAAACUGUGAGACUGCAAGAAACAUUUUUUUCUAAAUGAGGCUUAUCUAACUCUGCCGUAAGUAUAUGUGACGGAAAACGUUGUUGGUUGCAAAUUAAAAAUGCGAAUUUCAAAAAUGAUAAUGACUUAAGGUAUUGGACGCUUUGGCAUUUUCCGUUUAUUCCGGGUUUUAUGAGGACGCAAUAUUCCGUUAUGACAGAAGGAUGUGUGUUUACAUGCGUCGUGAUGAUUUGAUGUAUCAUGUAAUGUUUUCUAAUGAAUAUGUGGGCUUUUUUCACCUGUCACAGUUAAAUCAAUUACUUAUUUUAUUUUAAUUGAAUUAGUAAACAGACACGGAAAGAAAUGAUUUUAUGCAGCUACAACAUUUACACAGACACAAUGAGAUGUCAGGAACGGUGUGAAAAAUUGUCGAGUGAAACUGAAACACUUACUAGUAAACAUGUAGUAUUUUAGAUAGGGAAUGAUAAAAGAAUGACAGUUUAGAUUAAUAUCGGUAAAAGUAGAACACCUUACAAACAAUAACCUUUAAUAAAUCUUUACAUAUAGAAAUGAACAAUAACGAUUGUACCAAGAAGGUCUUAAAUUCGACAAAAGCAUCCCUCUAACCGGUACAAAUGAUGCUGCAACAAGAAAAUAUCAUCUGAGCAGCUGGUAAUUAAGUCAAGUUGGUUGAAAAAUAUUCCAAGAUACACAUGCAGGAUAAACUAGGGUUGUCAGCUGUAAGAAAUAUUUUAAAUUCAAGUAUUCAAAAUUGUCGUUUCGUGUUAUUUCUAUAUUCAAUUUAUCACUGUGUUACUGACAUAAGCGGUUAAUUAAAAAAAAUCACACUGUU